This is a messenger RNA of Prunus avium (sweet cherry), 369 nucleotides long. NCBI's taxonomy places the organism in Eukaryota, Viridiplantae, Streptophyta, Magnoliopsida, Rosales, Rosaceae. The record is from RefSeq and is a predicted model, not a curated record.
AUGGGAAAGGAAGAGUUGGAAACGAUCUCCGAGGAUCUGCAGCCAAAGAUCUUCCAGGAGAAUGACACGGUGGUUGAAGCGGGACAGCCUCUUCACUCGAUGCUCUUUAUUAUAUCAGGCACUAUGCAAGCGUACGUACCAAUUAGGGAUGCUCCAAGAGAGGCAGCAAGAACCAAAACUUUUGAGAAAGGUAUGUUUUUUGGAGAACAACUUCUGGAUUGGGCAGUGAAAACCAAAACUUUUGAUGACCAACCUCCUUCGGACAAAACUGUCCGAUGCUCCACGAAAGUAGAAGCCUUUGCUCUCACAGUUGAUGACUUGAAAACCUUGGUAAAGACUGGCAAAUUAAAGAUGCGUGGUGAAGUUUAG